Messenger RNA from Coffea eugenioides, 3897 nucleotides. Its product is annotated as protein NETWORKED 1D-like. The record is from RefSeq and is a predicted model, not a curated record. The annotation marks the transcript as partial. The transcript is spliced from 5 exons. Gene Ontology annotation, molecular function: actin filament binding. Lineage: Eukaryota; Viridiplantae; Streptophyta; Magnoliopsida; Gentianales; Rubiaceae. Gene Ontology annotation, cellular component: plasma membrane.
GCAAAAGACACUCUAAAGAGAAAAACAGAGAUCUACCAGCGAAGCAAAGCCAUGGGAUGAGAGAGAGAGUGUGUGUGUGUGUGAGAAAACGAAAGCUAUUGAGCCCUUUUUCUCACAGGAGCUACUUUUAUUGAUUUUCCAUCUAAUUUUCAUUAUCUGUUUUUCCUUUUCCGGGUUUAUACAAUAGUUUACUGAAAGCCCAGACCGCAGUUUUUGGUACCUGUACAGUUUUGGGGAGUUGAGGUCUGUUAAUCAGGUUUAAUCUAAGUGUAUCCAAGGCAACAGAGAGCAAUUUCUGCUACCUGCUUAGUUUUUGGGACUUGAAUUUCAUUCAUCAGAUUAUCGAUUUUCAGUGCAAGACUAGAUAAAAUAGACAAGGAGGGUCAGGUAGGAAAAUCCAAUUCUGAGCAUCACUGCUGAAUUGGCACGAACUCUCUGGUGGACAAACACUUUGGGUGGUUACAACAGAAUUCUGUGGCAUUAGUUGGAACCAUGGCUACCAUUUCGCACACGAAUUCUAGACGGAUGUACUCUUGGUGGUGGGACAGUCAUAUUAGCCCCAAAAAUUCCAAAUGGCUUCAGGAAAAUCUUACUGAUAUGGAUGCCAAAGUCAAAUCAAUGAUAAAGCUCAUAGAAGAAGAUGCUGAUUCCUUUGCAAAGAGGGCAGAGAUGUAUUAUAAGAAACGUCCAGAGCUCAUGAAAUUGGUAGAAGAGUUCUACCGUGCAUAUCGUGCACUGGCUGAAAGAUAUGAUCACGCAACUGGAGUAAUUCGUCAUGCCCACCGGACUAUGGCAGAAGCUUUUCCUAACCAAGUUUCCCUUAUGCUUGAUGAUUCACCCGCAAAUUCUGCUUCUGGGCCUGAUCAUCAAACACCUGAGAUGUCCACCCCUGUACGGGCGUUCUUUGAGCCUGACGAAUUGCAAAAUGAGGCGCUUGGGCUGUCAGCUUUGCAUUCCAAUGGUGCUAAGAGGAAUGGCACAUUAACUGAGGAUGGCAGGGUGAGAAAGAGCCUCCAGUUUCUUGAGGCAGAGGAGAAAGAAAAAAAUGUACUAAGCAGUGACAACCAAAGUCACAAAAGCCAACUGCUGUCUGAGCAGAAUCAAGUGCAUGAAUCUGAGGAGAUUCUAAGCUUGAAGAAAGCUCUUGUCAAAGUAGAAGAAGAGAAGGAAGCUGGCCUUAUGCAGUACCAACAGAGUUUGGAGAAAUUGUCAAUGCUGGAAUCUGAAAGAGCAUGUGCCCACGAAGAUUCCAAGGGACUCAGUGAACAGGCAAGCCAAGCUCAAGCUCAAGCUGCAACAUUGAAGGAAGCCCUCACUAAGUUAGAAACUGAAAAAGAGGCUAAUCUUUUGCAGUACCGCCAGUGCUUAGACAGGAUAUCUGAUCUGGAGAAAACCAUCUCUCGUGCCCAAGAGGAUGCUGAGGAACAUAAUCAGAGAGUUAAUAAGGCUGAAAUUGAAGCUCAAUCACUUAAAGAUGAACUCACCAAGGUGUCUGCUGAAAAAGAUGCUGCACUUGACCAAUACAUGAGUUCUCUGGAGAUGAUAUCGAACCUGGAGCACAAAUUACAAUGUACUGAAGAGGACAUCAGAAAGUUGGAGCAGCGAGCUGAGAAGGCUGAAAAUGAGGUCGAAACACUGAAGCGAGCUAUUUCCAGCUUGACUCAGGAGAAGGAAGCUGCAGAGGUUCAGUAUCACCAGUGCUUGGAAACUAUUUCUAGUUUAGAGCGUAAUCUCUCUUCUGCUCAGGAGGAGGCUAAACGUCUGAACGUUGAGAUAGAGACUGGAAUUGCCAACUUAAAGGGUGCUGAGGAGCAAUGCCUCCUUUUAGAAAGAUCAAAUCACUCUCUGCAGUCUGAGGUGGAAGUCUUGAUGCUCAAGAUGGGUAAUCAAAGUCAAGAACUUACAGAAAAGCAGAAGGAACUGGGAAGACUUUGGACUUGUAUACAAGAAGAGCGCUUGCGUUUUGUGGAGGCUGAAACUGCUUUCCAGACACUGCAGCAUUUGCAUGCCCAAGCACAGGAAGAACUUCGAUCUUUAUCCUCAGAGCUCCAGAAUAAGGUUCAAAAUCUGAGGGAAAUGGAAACUCAUAAUGAGAGGUUGCAUGAAGAAGUUCUGAAGGUGAAGGAGGAGAAUAAAAGCCUCAAUGAGCUGAGAGUUUCUUCAGCAAUUACAAUAAAAGAUUUGCAGAAUGAGAUAUCUAGCUUAACUGAAACUAAAGGGAAACUCGAGGAAGAGGUUGAGCUUCGACUGGACCAAAGAAAUGCUCUUCAGCAAGAAAUCUACUGUCUAAAAGAAGAACUAAAUGACUUCAAUAAAAAACACUCGUCCAUCGUGGAGCAGGUACAUGCAGUAGGACUGCAUGCAGAUUCAUUUGGAACAUCAGUGAAGGAAUUGCAGGAUGAGAACUCAAAUCUGAAAGACUCCUGCCAGAGGGAAAGAAGUGAGAAGUUAGCUCUUUUGGAAGAACUGGAAAUUCUGGAACAGCUUCUUGAGAAAAAUUCCAUUUUGGAGAAUUCUCUAGCAGAUUUAAAUGCUGAACUGGAAGCUGUUAGGCACAAGAUAACAGCUCUAGAAGAAUCUUGCCAAUCUCUUUUGGAGGAGAAAUCAGCUCUUCUUGAUGACAAGGCAUCAUUACAAGCUCAGCUGCAGGAUGCAAAUCAAAGUUUGGAAAAUCUCUCAGAGAAGAACACUUUUCUAGAGAAUUCCCUGUCUGAUGCUCUUGAUGAACUUCAAGGUUUGAAGACAAAAUCAAGGAGCUUAGAAGAGUCCUGCCAGUUGCUAGUUGAUGAGAAGGCUAGAGUUGUCGCUGAAAAGGAUGUUUUGACUUCUCAACUUGAAAGCACCAAUAUGAGACUAGACAAUCUAGAGAGAAGAUAUGUAGAACUGGGAGAACAGUACUCAGAUCUGGAGAAGGAGAAAGAAUCAUCAGAUUGUAAGUUACAAGAAUUACAGAUUUCUUUGGAUGUACAAAAGCAAGAACAUGCUAGUUUCACCCAUACAAGGGAGAUGCAGUUGGCUUGUUUGGAAAGUGACAGGAGUCUCUUGCAAGAGGAGAUACAUUCCAGUAAGAGAGAAUUCAACAAGGAGCUGGAUAACUCCUUUCAUUCCCACAUUGAAGUCUUUAUCUUAAGAAAAUGUGCUAGGGACCUAGAAGAAAAAAAUUUCUGCCUGUCAGCCAAGAAUCAGAAACUCUUUGAGACAUCUAUAUCAUUGGAGAAGAUGCUUUAUGAGUUAAAGAAAGAUAAUCUUAGCCAAAAAGCUAAGAUUAUCUCCUUGUCUGAUGAAGGCUGCACUCUGAGGAAGGGGAUAUUCCAGUUGCUCAAGGCUCUUGACAUUGUUCCAAUCCAUGAUAGUAGCAAUAGGAGUGGGCAAGACCAAACUUUUCUGAAUCACAUUCUAAGCAAGCUUGAAGGUGCCAAAAAAUCUAUGUAUGAAACUGAAGAAGAAAAUCUGCGACGGUCUGUAGAGUUGUCAGUUCUUGUUGCAAUGAUUGGACAACUAAGGAUUGAUGCACAAAAUCUUGAGUUGGAGAAAUGCAUCAAUGCCCAGGAGUCAAGGAUCAGACAUGAGCAGCUGUUUUCUUUGCAGAAUGAGGCCCUCAAGCUGCAUGAGAUGAAUGAAGAACUAAGAACACAACUAAUAGAGGGAGAUCACAAACAGGAAUCCUUACUAACUAAAGUUUCAGAUUUACAGAAGAAGUUGCAGGAUUUACGAGGGUCUUACCUUGAUUUGCAGAGUGAAAAUUCAAAAACUCGUGAGGAGAAAGGAUCCUUAACAAAGGAGUUCUUAUUGCUGGGGGAAAAAAACGGUACACUGGAAGAGGAAAACUCUGUUGUCUGCAGGGAAAUGCUAUAUCUGGGUCACCUUUCUUCCUUCUUCAGGAGCUGUGUGGAUGAU